CGACCAGUCGAAUAAUCUCUCUCGCCAGAGUCAACACAUCUUGGAGCCAAUGCAUUCUUCUACAGGUAUCAGAGAUGUGAAAAAUACGAGCACAUGAGAUUUGUGUUGCUGAACACCUCCGCCCUUCGCCCGAGAAUGCCAGACAAGCUGAAGCUGCCGGAGACACUUGUCUGACUCUACAAUGUCUCUACAAUCUCUAUAUUGGGAUGUCUUCUUGUUCUAAUCCAUAUCGUCGAGGAUCGAGUAUCUCGAGUUCUUGAGCGAUAUGGGUAUAAGAAAGAAUUUUCAUCUUGACUACACGACUCGUGUGAUGCUAGCACAAGCGGUAGGCUAUCAAAUGUCCACAGCUCUACAGUACCUGCAUUCUGAGAAUAUUGUACACGCUGAUAUCAAGCCCGAAAACGUCCUUUGCUUUGGUAACAAUUUCCAAGCUUUACGUUUCAAGCUCUCGGACUUUGGCCUAUCCCAAGUUCUGGAUCUGGACAGUAACGACUCUAUGAGACUUGGAGGUACUGCUCACUACAUGGCGCCAGAAGUCUGCAACGGACAUGUGGAAGGUCGAUAUGCGACCAAAGCCGAUAUCUACUCUUUGGGAAUGGUGCUGUACAACAUCAUCGCUAACAAUCUUUGGUUCCCCUUCGACGGAUACGGUCGUAUUCCGGGCGAAGCGCGCAUCAUCCAUGCUAUGAUGGCACGAAACUCAAAAGGCCGUCCUUGGGCCAUGACUUGUGUCAACAACAGAUGGAUCAGUGACGGAGUCCACCUCCGUCGCUUCGAACAGAUAGGAUUAAGCAAUGCUUGUAGCGACGAGUACUCUAGCGAAGAUCACUCCAGUAACAAGUAUCACGAUAACGAGGACGAGGAUGAGGACGACUCCGAUGACGACGACGAAUACUACUCCUCCAGUGACAACGGCUAUGAUGAUCGAGACUCGCUGGCUCAACACAUGAACCGCUUUCAGAUCUAUUAACGUGAAACGUGCAGGCCGUUCUCACAAUUUCAUGUUUUUCUUCUGAAGCAUCUUUCAAUAUCGUCGCAAAUGUCUUGCUUUCCGCUCGACUUUCGCCAUGAGUGUCUUGUCCUGAAAGAGCUGCGUUUUUAUGCAUACAGAGAACUUGGUGAGUGCUUGGAUGGUUUUGAAAUAUCUUGAUGUCUUGUACCAGAUAUGCAUGUCUUAUCUCACGGAUGGCUGGUUCAGUCCACGGUCUCAGAUGUGCCCAUAAAUGGACACAUACAACGAUAACACC
Molecule: messenger RNA, 1247 nt
Organism: Aureobasidium subglaciale EXF-2481
Lineage: Eukaryota; Fungi; Ascomycota; Dothideomycetes; Dothideales; Saccotheciaceae
Exons: 2
Coding region: 266-970 (234 amino acids)
Biological process (GO): protein phosphorylation; mitotic DNA damage checkpoint signaling
Cellular component (GO): cytoplasm; nucleus
Molecular function (GO): protein serine/threonine kinase activity; ATP binding
Source: RefSeq, a predicted model, not a curated record